Messenger RNA from Thecamonas trahens ATCC 50062, 1149 nucleotides. Its product is annotated as retinol dehydrogenase 14. The record is from RefSeq and is a predicted model, not a curated record. NCBI's taxonomy places the organism in Eukaryota, Apusomonadida, Apusomonadidae. Bases 1 to 1149 code for a protein of 382 amino acids. The transcript has a single exon.
AUGGCCCUCAUUACCACUAUCGCCACGGCCGUAGCGGGUUGGGGUUGGCUGGCACCGGCUGCAGUGGUGGUCCUGGCUGUGGCGGUGGCGGUGGUCCGGGCUGUUCUGGCGCCCACCGUCGACGCCGCUACCGUCCCGCCCGACGCACUGGCGGGCAAGACAGUGGUCAUCACCGGCGGCGGCAGGGGAAUCGGCCGUGCGGCUGUACUGGACUUUGCCCGUCUCGGCGCUGAGCGCAUUGUUCUUGCUGUCCGCUCGCCUGCUGCGCCCUACGUCACCGCCACUCUCGAUGCCGCCGCCGCCGCCGCCGUCGCCGCCGGCCAUCAUCCACCGCACAUGGCUGCGCUCCGCCUCGAUCUGGCGAGCCUCGACUCGGUCCGGGCCUUUCCGGCUGCGCUGGCUGCCGAGAUGCGGACUCGCGAGCCGGCAAUCCAUGUCCUCGUCAACAACGCCGGCGCUAUGGGCCUCGGCCCAGACCUUGUCAUGCCCCACGAUCCGGCUGCCUGCGGCGAGCCGGGCUGCACCCUCACCGGCGUCGACCUCACGCUAGCCACUAAUCACAUGGGCCACUUUGCGUUGACGCAUGCCCUGCUGCCGGCUCUCGAGCGCGCCGCUGCCGCCUCGCCGCCGUCGGAUCCGGCACGCAUCGUUAACGUUACCUCGGUCACCCACAACAUGGUCUCCGCUUGGCCGGCAGACUACAUCGCCGGGCACAACGUCGCCGCCACCAACUCGAUGUUCCGCUAUGCUGCCUCCAAGCUGGCCAACGUCGUCUACACCCACGCUCUUGCCACCCGGCUAGACUCGUCCUGCAUCACCGUCAACGCCUGUCAUCCCGGCAACGUUAUCACCGACGUCACCGCCAACUACUUUGGCCCCUUCAUCCGGGUCGUCACCCCGAUUGCCACCUCCCUUGCCUGGAUUCUCUACGCGCUCGGGCUUAACUGGUCUAUCCGCCCACUUGCCAAGGGUUCCGAGGCCCUCGUCUACCUCGUCGCCGCCCCGCACCUCCGUUUCGUCUCGGGCGCGUACUUUAACAUCUCGCGCCUCACUGAGGCUUCGCGCCUCAGCUACGACGCAGCGGCCGCCGAAGAUCUCUGGCGCGUCUCAGAGCACAUCACGUGCGCAAAGUACCCAGUCCACAUGUAG